AUGGAGUCGGUGGUUUUCCAGCCUUGUUAUGGCAUCUGGGUGAUGAUGAUAAUACUUGCUGCUGCUGCUGCUGCCCCCGUCGUCCAUUCCAGACCAGACCCUCCACCCCAAAUUGCCCCGACUUCUCCCGUCCUUAAUCAUGGAGAUGAUGCUUCCAAUUCAAAGGCUCUUCUUUCUCCAGGGGUCCAAGUGGGAAGUGAAAAUCACCACCCUAUGGAUUCCAACCGGAAGUUGGUAGUGGCCCUCAUUGUGGCUUCCACUGCCCUGGGAACCAUCAUAUUCUUCAUGUUGUUCUUCUGGAUUUACCUCAGGAAAAAGAUUAGGAAUGCACAUAAAUCCCAAACCGAUAGUUUACAAGGCUCAGAAGGGCUUGCAUUUGGUUCAUUUGGGGCUAAAUAUAAUUCCCUGAAAGGCAGCUAUUGCAGAAGGAGAUCUGUAAGUAUAAUGGACUACAAGUCACUUGAAACAGCAACAGGUAACUUCAAGGACAGCCAUAUUCUGGGAGAAGGAGGGUUUGGAUGUGUAUACAAGGCCCAAUUUGAGGAUAAUCAGUUUUCAGCAGUUAAAAGAUUAGAUGGAGGAACUCAGGAUGCCAUCAGAGAAUUUGAGACUGAGGUGGAGUUAUUGAGUCAAAUUCAGCAUCCCAAUAUAAUAUCUCUGUUAGGUUAUUGCAUUCAUGGAGAUACAAGGCUUCUUGUAUAUGAAUUGAUGCAGAGUGGAUCUUUGGAAUCUCAGUUGCAUGGACCUUGUGGUGGAUCAGCACUAACAUGGCAUCGCAGGAUGAAAAUUGCCCUUGAUAUAGCCAGAGGAUUAGAGUUUUUGCAUGAGCACUGCAACCCUCCAGUGAUCCAUAGAGAUCUGAAAUCAUCUAAUAUUCUUCUAGAUUCAAAUUUCAAUGCCAAGUUGUCUGAUUUCGGUCUCGCCAUUGUGGAUGGAGCUCAAAACAAAAACAAUAUCAAGCUGUCUGGGACUCUGGGAUAUGUUGCACCAGAGUACCUUUUAGAUGGCAAAUUGACUGACAAGAGUGAUGUUUAUGCAUUUGGUGUGGUUCUUUUGGAACUACUACUCAGAAGAAAGCCAGUAGAGAAACUCGCACCAGCUCAAUGCCAAUCUAUAGUGACAUGGGCUAUGCCUCAGCUCACAGAUCGAUCAAAGCUUCCUACUAUUGUUGAUCCUGUGAUCAGAGAUACAAUGGAUCUAAAGCACUUAUAUCAGGUAGCCGCUGUCGCAGUGCUUUGUGUGCAGCCUGAACCAAGCUAUAGGCCAUUGAUAACCGACGUGUUGCAUUCCCUUGUACCUCUUGUUCCCAUCGACUUGGGUGGGACUCUGAGAGUUGCUGCCACUCAACAUGCUCCUCCACCGUCCGGACUCUGA
Molecule: messenger RNA, 1374 nt
Organism: Oldenlandia corymbosa var. corymbosa
Lineage: Eukaryota; Viridiplantae; Streptophyta; Magnoliopsida; Gentianales; Rubiaceae
Source: the annotation of a GenBank genome assembly